GACAACCCCAUCCCCAUCACCACCACACUCCUCACAACAACACCAUCACCAUCACCACCCCCACCACCCGAACCCCACAACCCAAAGGCUCACCCCUCUCUUCUCAGAAUCAGGAUCAGACCCAGAAUCAGACCCAGAAAAAGAAUCCGCCAAAAUGACCCGCAAGAAGAAAUCCCAAGCCCGCAAGAUAAUCACCAGGCGCGGAGAUCUUCCCAAGAAACCACCACCCCCGCAACCGCAACCGCUACCACCACGACUACCAGGCCCGAUCCCCUCCAUCGAAACACCCACCGGUCUAGCUCGGGCUCCAGCUCCAGCUCCAGCUCUCGCUCUAGCGCCAGCUCCAGCUCGACCAAACGCGACCAACCCACCCCCGAAAUCCCACUUCGCAUUCUCCUGGUGGCGCAACCCAAUGGGAAGCGAGAUUUUGCGCGGCCAGCUUGCUCACGGCAGUAGCGGUCAGCUUGUCCAAAGCAAUAGCGGUCCGAUUCCUCAAGGCCAUCGUGGUCCAACCGCCCAGAGCCACAGCAACCAGGCCGGUACAGGGACAACUGGCAACGGCAACUACGGCACCGGCUGCAUCAUCAAGCGCGAGGACGGCGGAUAUCACGAAUACGAAUACUUCACUCCAGCCCCAGCCUAUCACACGGCGUAUGUUGGUGGUUUGGGGAGUACUCCGAUGUAUGCCAAUGGAUAUGCGGGCGGGUGUGGGACUGGUAUUAUGGGUGAUGGUGGUGGUCAUCAGCUGGGGGGUCUGGGGGGUCUGGGGGUUGGUGUGAAGGAGGAGUUUAAUGGUGUGUCGUAUGGGGGAGAUGUGGGCUAUGGGGGGGAGGAUGUCAAAUUGUUCAGGGAGGAGGGCAAGCUGUUCAGGGAGGAUGUCAAAUCGUUCAGGGAGGAUGUCAAAUCGUUCAGGGAGGAGGGCAAAUCGUUCAGGGAGGAGGGCAAAUCGUUCAGGGAGGAGGGCAAAUCGUUCAGGGAGGAGGGCAAGUCAUUCGGAGCAGGUCAUGGGGACGAGUACCGCCAACCGUUCAAGGCAGAGUACGAGCACGAGCGCGGCAAGGCAUAUGACACCAAUACCAACACCGGGGCAGGGCACGGCGCAGAAGCAGGAUACCACCCAGCUUCCGCGAUGUCUUACGUCUCAGGGCAUGGGCCUGCUGCCUCCUCCGCCACCCAUAAUGCGGGAUAUACUGGGCUCAUGAGCAGAGACGGCGACGGUCCCAGUUACGGCGACGACAAUGACAUCCAACCCAUGGAUCCUCGCCAUCUCGAAGAGACCGACAGCGUGAAGAGCACCACCCCCGAUCUGACUCGCAAUUGUGUAUUCUGCGGCAGGAAUGGGCAUUCGACUGGGGCGUGUCCGGAGAGGUGGGGGAAUACUGAUAAUGGUCGUAAUGACUCGAGAACUCAGGCACCUGAACUAGGUACUGAACGAACCAGAACCACGCGAAACCGGACGCGAACUAUCCAGCGCAAAUUACGACAGCGCCCGGGGAGGGAGACACAGAAGGAGGUGGAGGAGGAGCGGGAGAAGCUGGAUGCUCUCCUUCGCGAGGCUCAGGAUCUGGAGGAACGUACUUCGCAACUGCUGACUCGAGACGACCCGCCGGUGGACUUGGAUGAUGUUCUACGCCGGAUUAUUGAGGAUAUGAAGUGA
Messenger RNA from Aspergillus aculeatinus CBS 121060, 1657 nucleotides. RefSeq lists its product as uncharacterized. NCBI's taxonomy places the organism in Eukaryota, Fungi, Ascomycota, Eurotiomycetes, Eurotiales, Aspergillaceae. The record is from RefSeq and is a predicted model, not a curated record. The transcript has 2 exons. Bases 155 to 1657 code for a protein of 500 amino acids.